Ornithorhynchus anatinus (platypus) is the source of this 4449-nucleotide messenger RNA. RefSeq names its product taspase 1 (gene TASP1). The record is from RefSeq and is a predicted model, not a curated record. The transcript is spliced from 12 exons. The coding region runs from base 2605 to 3561 and encodes 318 amino acids. Gene Ontology annotation, molecular function: threonine-type endopeptidase activity. Lineage: Eukaryota; Metazoa; Chordata; Mammalia; Monotremata; Ornithorhynchidae. Gene Ontology annotation, biological process: protein maturation.
CCCUUUGAUUUUUUUUCCCCAGUUUUAUUGGAGAAUAGAUCCAGAACCCUCUCCUCUUUCUGGACCUUGUACCUCACCUCUCUCCAGGGAGUCUCGCUACCAUGCAAACUGGUUUUUAGCUCUGGUGAAGCAUUUUGACUUUCCAGCGAUGACAUUAGUUUAAAGAAGAAAAUACACAUAUUCACAUUGUUAUGUUUUGAUAGUUGGCUGAGUGUACACUAAGCAAACAUGGACUCUGUCAGAAUUUUACAGCGAGAAGGACAUUUUGCACCACGUGGCUACAUCGUUAUUUUUGAUAUCGUGAAAUCGUGAACACUUCAUCUGAUUUUUCCAGAUUUUUGUGGCAUGAAGGUCUCACUUGUCAUAGAAAAAAUGCCCAAUCUCAUUUCUCAGUACUCUUUCAUUCAAAUUAAGGCAUUUUUGAAUUAGUUUUCUUUCUGAAAGCAAGACUUCGAGGUUUUCUGCACAUUGUUGCCUUAUGUCUUCAUUUCUAGAAAUCAUCUUUUCGUGGACAGCUGGAUAGUUAGAUGUUUUAGUAUUUAGCCUGCUCACUGUAGUGUGUAUAGAACAGAUUGGAGAGACAGUUUGUCGUAAGUACCCACAAACCAAAAUAUGGCAGACAAGUCUAAUUUUAGGCUUACCAGCCUGAAGAAUCUUUUUUUUUUUUUUGCCUUCCAUUGAUGUCUUUUUUCUUUGCUUAUGGGAGGUCUGUUUUUAUGUGUGUGCACUAAGACAUUUUACUUCUUUGUUUUGUAAUAGUUUAAAAUAGUUUUAUUCUUAUUUUUCAGUUCUCACUUUGGAGCCACUUUAUUUUUAUAGUGUAAUUUUUUUUUAAUUAGCAUUAAUCAUCUGAGUUGUCUAGCCUUCUAGCCUCGUCUUCUUCAGUAGUAUUUCCACUGGUGCCUCAAAUGUAUUUCUGUGUAUCCCGGCUGUUUAUGGAGUCUUGAUGUUUUUCUGCAUCCUUUUGAGUGCUUUGUUAUUAUUAUUAUUAAGAUGUACACUUAAUGAGUUGUGUCUAAGUACCCCUGGCCCUCUUAUGUGGAGGUGGAGAAGAUCACCUUUUCUGGGAAAUUUGGCCUUCUCACCAAGGGAACUGUAUUCUGAAGAUCUGUAUCUAUUCAGGAGGCAAUUUGUUUGCUUGUUCUAUGCUAAGGUGUUGAUUUAAUUCAAAGCCAGCCUGUGGGUGAACAUAGUCGGGCAGAGAAACACCAGAUCCCAGUUAGCCUGGGACAGUGAAAAAAUAAAUUACAUUUAACCUUCACCCCUUUACAUGUCACCUCCUCAAACAAACAAAAACAAAAAAACAACCCCAGUGCCCAACCUGUUUUGAGCAGUGAUACUAUUCUUGCUCUGAGGACUGUAUGGCAAGUUAUACCGAAUAUACUUACACAUUAUUCAUCUCAUCGGAAACCAUUCCAUUUUUCUGGAUAAAAUCAUAGUGCUUAAAACAUCAUUUAAUACAAAUUUAGCUGCUUAAGGGAAAAUGGUGGGGUUUUUUUUUUCAACCCAGUAAAACUAUAAGAAUCGCUCUCAAGCAUAAACACAUUUCACAGUGGAUUUUCCUUUCUGCAUUUCAGCAAAAUAAUUCUUAUGCUUUGGUGGAGCCCUAAGAUUUGGGUGUCAUCGUUAAAAAACAGUCUUUCUUGGGAUUCUUUGAGAAUAGUCUUGAAGUGGCUGCGCUGUUUCAGCUUCUGCACAAGGAAGGAGUACAGUUUAUUCUUCCGUUGUAGUUGAAAAUAGCUGAUUGUAGUCAAGAACAAACAGUUGCCUUGGAGAAUGCAGCUUAGUGAACACAGAUUUAUCUUCUCUUUUGAAUGCUCAAGUCUGAAUACCACAUUCAGGGCCGCUUGAUUCACUGAGUAAAAUGUGCAGGUGUCCAGAGUCUCCUCUUAGUGGGCUGCCAGUGCUACUCUGGGAUAGGUAAAGCUCUGUAGUCGAGGCAAUAGAAAUAGCAGGGUCAGAAGAAGUGACUUCUUGUGCUAGCUUUCAUUCUGUUUUUAGAUUGGGGUUGGGAGGGCCAUGGUGGCAAGCUCAGACCAGUGGGAAUGCCGGCACAGUUAAGUAGUCAGCAAGCAGCUUUUCCUCUUCAUAUCCCAACCAGAAUUGGCUUCCAUGCCACUCCCAUUCAAAGACAAUAAGAAAAAAAAAAAACCCAAACACCCUAGAGGAUCACAGAAGCACAAAAGAGGUGGAGGGGAGGGAAUCUGGGGAGAAGAUCCACUUCUUCAUACUUGGAGGCCUGAAAAUGUUUUCACCUGGGCUUGACUACGUUACUAAAUUAGCUUUUAAGGACCAUUCGUAUCUCUUAAUGAUAAUAAAGAUGUUUCUCAGCGUCUGGUUAUCAGCUUUAGAAUUGUCUGGAAGUUAAGGAAAAUGCCGAAAUGUACAACUUAGAUUCGUGGAACCUCGAAAGGUGACAGUCUUUCUGGAGGUCUUGUUAAACAAAUUGGGAAGCAAGUGCUGGCCAUCCAUCUGCUGCCAGCCAUAACAGAGAGGAUUGCUAAAUGGUCACAUUUCCUCAUCUCAGAUUCGGAGGGAUGCAUCACACCCUGUGCUAUCCAUACAGGAUGAAAGAAACAGGAUUCACCUUUUACAAAUGCGGGAAUGGGAUCUAACCUGAACCUUUUGGGCGAGAUCGAGUGUGAUGCCAGUAUAAUGGAUGGAAAGUCCUUAAACUUUGGAGCAGUUGGAGCGUUGAGUGGAAUCAAGAAUCCAGUUUCAGUUGCAAAUAGAUUGUUGUGUGAAGGGCAGAAAGGAAAACUCUCUGCUGGCAGAAUUCCUCCCUGCUUUUUAGUUGGAGAAGGAGCCUACAGAUGGGCAGUGGAUCACGGAAUACCUUCGUGUCCUCCAAGUGUCAUGACUACAAGAUUUAGUUUAGCAGCUUUUAAGAGAAACAAGAGGAAGCUAGAGCUGGCAGAAAGGGUGGAAACAGAUCUCAUUCAACUAAAGAAAAGAAGACAAUCAAGUGAAAAGGAGAACGACUCGGGAACUUUGGAUACAGUCGGAGCAGUGGUGGUUGACCAAGAAGGAAAUGUUGCUGCUGCUGUCUCCAGUGGAGGUUUAGCCUUGAAGCAUCCUGGGAGAGUUGGUCAGGCCGCUCUCUAUGGAUGUGGCUGCUGGGCUGAAAACACUGGAGUUCAGAAUCCCUAUUCCACAGCUGUGAGUACCUCAGGCUGCGGAGAGCACCUUGUCCGGACCAUACUGGCCAGAGAAUGUUCACGUGCUCUGCAGGCAGAAGAUGCUCAUCAAGCUCUGUUAGAGACUAUGCAAAACAAGUUCAUCAGUUCACCUUUCCUAGCCAGUGAAGAUGGUGUGCUUGGAGGAGUGAUAGUUCUUCGAUCUUGUAGGUGUUCGACGGAGCCUGACUCUUUACAAGAUAAGCAGACCCUUCUAGUGGAGUUUCUAUGGAGCCACACAACUGAGAGCAUGUGUGUUGGAUAUAUGUCAGCCCAAGAUGGCAAAGCCAAGACUCACAUUUCAAGACUUCCCCCUGGAGCUGUGGCAGGACAGUCAGUGGCAAUCGAAGGAGGGGUGUGCCGCCUGGAGAGUCCCGCAAACUGAACCCCUCGACUUACUGGCUCAGUGUGAAGUGUCUGAAUGCCUUUGCCCGUAAUGAACUUUUUUGUGUUUUAGCAGAUGUUGAGUGUUUUAUCCUCCUCAUUUUAUAAUCCUUAUCGCAUCCACGUGCACCAUACCUUGAGACACAAGUGCUGCUGUAGUCCGUAAUCUUAGUGAUGUGUGAUUGUGUGUGUGUGAGGGUGUGUAUGUGAGCUAUUCCCCCGCCCCGCCUAAGUGGAACAGGACUUCCUUUUCCCCAUGUGCAAUUGGAGAGCAGGUAUGAUUAAUGAAAUUGCAAAAUAUAAAUUUUCAUUGUUUACAAAACAAUCGAAAGAUAUGGGGACAACUUUUGAUUUAGAGCUGUAGCAACUGUCAUUCGUGUCAUUAAUUGAAAAUUAACAGAACUCAGAUCUAGUUGCUAAGUGGUUCAGUAGUGAUAGCGCUGCACUGUAAAAAAAAAAAAAAAAGAGUUUGUUUUUUGUAAUGGUUUAAGUGGAUCCAGUGGUGACUUAAACCCUGAUUUUCAUCCCUAAUACAGGGUAUUUUUAUUUAACAGAGAAUGGUUUCAGUGAAACAAUCUUGUGCAGAAUUAAGGCCAGACCUUUUUAAAACUAAUCUACAAUUAAGGUUGAACCUCUUUCCUCAAGCUUUUAUAAGCUUAUAUGUUGCAUAGCUUCAAGCUGUAUGUACUGUAUUAUGAAAAGAUACUUAAAGAUAGAGUACAGUAAUGCACAGUCUUUAUUUGUGUAUAAUGGAAUGUUAUUUACACUGUAACUGUAAAUAAGAAAACAAAGUUUAUGGAAAAAUUCAAUAUUAUCUUUGUUCCUUGUUUAAAUAUAUUUUUAAGAUAAAGGUACAAAAAUAAAGCAAGCAAAUUACUGAAUGCACUAA